Nematolebias whitei (Rio pearlfish) is the source of this 1911-nucleotide messenger RNA. It is a transcript of the gene st3gal3b, whose product is annotated as ST3 beta-galactoside alpha-2,3-sialyltransferase 3b. The transcript has 13 exons. Lineage: Eukaryota; Metazoa; Chordata; Actinopteri; Cyprinodontiformes; Rivulidae. Gene Ontology annotation, molecular function: sialyltransferase activity. The record is from RefSeq and is a predicted model, not a curated record. Bases 1 to 1095 code for a protein of 364 amino acids.
AUGCGUGAUGACCUGAAUGGUGCCAUGAAGCCGACACACAAGCUGCUCUUUGUCCUGUGUCCCAUGCUGGUCCUGGUCUUUAUUUACUACUCUUCUGAGAAGCUGCAGCUCUACGUUUGGGGUCAGAAGCCUCAGAGAAAUUCAGACAGAGAGGCAGAAGCGACAACUGUAGCCGUGACUAAAGGUGCUGAAGUGAAAGGAUUUGGAGAGAUGGAGAGCGACGUCACCGUUGGACGAAUAGUAAGCUCAGUGUAUGAUAAGCAGGGCUUUCUGCUACAGCUGGAAACAAAACUGCCGCCAGAGUUGGAAUACAAGUACGGCAACCUUAGCAAAGGGGCAUGUAAGCCAGGAUAUGCAGCAGCCAAGAUGGCUACCAUCUAUCCCAAGUUCAUAAAAUCAGCUCCAAUGUUUCUUGAUCGAAACUUCAAACGACUAGGAAAAAUCAGCUAUUACUUGCCUCCAUUUGGCAUCAGAACACAAGAAAGAAUAAUAGACAGCAUUUUAACUGCGACGAAAAAUUAUGGGCUUGGAGAGAAGUUAGACAGUCUCAGCUGUAAAAGAUGCAUCAUUGUAGGCAACGGGGGGAUCUUGUUUAAUAAGUCCCUGGGCACCCGCAUAGAUGAUUACGAUGUUGUAGUACGGUUGAAUGAAGCCCCAGUAAAAGGCUACAGCAGAGAUGUAGGGACCAAAACCACCCUGAGGAUUACAUAUCCAGAGGGAGCCAUCCAGAAUCCUGAAAACUAUGAAAAAGAUUCACUUUUUGUCUUUCUUGGUUUCAAACCACUUGAUUUCAGGUGGUUCAGACAUAUAGUCUUCAAAGAAAAUGUGGGGGGCUUGGAUGGCUUCUGGAAGUCUGUAGCCCACCGUGUGCCUCGGGAGCCGACGGAGCUGAGAAUCCUCAAUCCCUACUUUAUCCAAGAGGCUGCAUUCCACUUUAUUGGCCUGCCAUUCAACAAUGGAUUAAUGGGCAAAGGGGACACUUUUAAGUUAACUGGUUUAAAAAAUUCUUGGACACACGACAUAUCUAAGGAGAAAGAGUUCCUCCGUAAGCUGGUGAAGGCCAACGUGAUCACAGAUCUCACCAAAGGUAUCUGAGUUUACACGCACCACCAGCCUCCCUCUGCCUUUCCCAGCGGACACUGAAACUCAGCUGGGGAAUGGACUGACGUGGGGAGAAGAGAAGUCCUUGGCGAGGCCAACCUUCAACCAGGGUUUUUACAUCCAAGGAGAUUAGAAAACAGAUUACAAGAGGAGUUUUGUGGAAAGAUGCACUCAUGUGCCUUCUGAACCAAAGACUCCUGCUCACUGAAGCGGGGGGGGACAGGCUACAGGAGGACUGGACCAACUCGGUUCCUGUCCGUCAAAACCACAGUCCCAGUAUUGCUGUGCCGGCCCUCCACUUCAGGCCCCCCCAAGUAUCAAACAAAGAGUAAGAGCGACGAUGACGCAUUGGUUCAUGGAAGCUUCAGUUUGAAUUCCUGUUUAAUUCAUCGAGAGGAGAAGAAGUUGAGCAGAGUGGAGACGGCUCGAGUAUUAGCAGUGCCAAAUGUACCUCGUACAGGGGAGAGGCUGUCUCUCCUGCUGCCUGAAUGUAUUCACUUUACUCAGUGUAAAUAUUAAAAGUUUUUACUGUGCUUUUUAACAAGCGGUGAUAGCUCCAUGAUCCCAUCCCUCACCUUUUAGUUCUAUGUGUGUGCGUCCAGAUGGCCUUUGCGUGUCCUGACUGACAUGCAUUUGUGACAGCCAGAAAAUAUGGGGAGCCAUGGGGAAGAAAAAAAAUGUCUGAAAGAAUAGGAGGACCCGGUGGUGUACUGUGAAGGCCAAAAUUCAGAAAGUCGAUGAAGGAAUCAGCAAACAGUACUUUAAAAACUUCUGAACUGCCAUCAGUUUCACUUCUACAGUUAUUUUCAU